This is a messenger RNA of Aspergillus tubingensis, 1638 nucleotides long. RefSeq names its product protein kinase domain family protein. The coding region runs from base 1 to 1638 and encodes 545 amino acids. The transcript has a single exon. The record is from RefSeq and is a predicted model, not a curated record. NCBI's taxonomy places the organism in Eukaryota, Fungi, Ascomycota, Eurotiomycetes, Eurotiales, Aspergillaceae.
AUGAGUGCCGUCCUCAAGAGGUGGGUGCAUGAACUUGUGUUGGAUGAAGAGUGUCUCGAAGCUUUCGUCCAGGGAAAAAAAGAUACGAUGGAGCUGCUUCUGCAGGAGCGGGGGGAGGAAGUCCAAAUUACCCAGAAUGUCCUGAUUACAGCUGCCAGCAGUGCAAAUGAUCUACAAACAAUGAGGCUCCUGCUAGACAGGCGGAAGCCCGGAACACAAAUCAAUAGAGAGGUGCUUUUAGCUGCUGCAAAAAACGAUUCAAAGAGCAGUGCGAUCAUGGAUAUGUUGCUCGAUGAGUGUGGGCAGGACAUCGUCAUUGAUGACGAAAUCAUUCAAGAGAUUGCAAAGAACUUUGAUGAAGGCUUGGAAAUGAUGAAGUCUCUCAUCUGCAGACAGCAAGCGGGUUUUGUGGUCACUGAGCGGAUAUUAUGCAAUGCUGCUCAAUAUCACGGUCGACAAAUGCUGGAGCUCCUGGUGAACAAUGCCAGUGGCUCUGACCUUCCCAUCACAGAGAAGAUCUUACGCUCUGUAGCUGAAAAUGAUGAUCAUGGUCGAGCCUUGAUAGAGUAUCUGUUUGAGCUCCGAGGCCACAGUCUUCCCGUCUCAGAGGAUGCAUUAGUAUUUGUUGCUGAUGCAAGGUGUCACAAGACGGACGAGGUGCUCAUGUUCCUUUUAGAGAGAUGGCCUGAUAUCCCGGUAACUGAUCGACUGUUCGAAGCGUCAUGUAUCCACCAUAAUGCCAUGAGUCUCCUAUUGGAUCAACGGGGUGACUACCUUCCAAUCAAAGCAAUGAUCCGCAAAAUAGCAAAAGCACCUGUGUGGACAAGGAGAGAAAAGAUACUAGACCUGCUUCUAGAUCGGCAGCUUGUGGAAGUGGAUGAGUGGCUGGUGGAAACAGUCGCUGAUAACCACAUUCUUCUGGAGGUUAUUUACCAGAGAAUUCCGGAUUUCCCAGUGACACCAGAGGUAGUUAUCAACGCUACAAGCAACAGCGAUGCAAUGAGUAUCGUGCUUGACAGACAGAAGAAUCAAGUCGUGAUCACAGAGGAAGUGCUCAAAGCUUCAUUGUCGGGAUGGAGAUCUUACUCAGUCAUCCGCUUACUCCUGACUCGCCUGGAUCCAAGCGCAGUGCCGAUUACAGAGGAUAUCCUGAUAUAUGCUAUCAAAAAUGAUAAUUUCCUGCAUAAUAAUAUCAGGGCUCUAGAGUUGUUUUUAGAACAACGCCGUGGCCUCAACCUUAGCAGGGUCUGGGAAGCAAUAUGGCAGAAUCCUGAAAUCGAACCAUUUUCUCUGACUCUGGCAGCAGAGGCUCUUUUUCAAUAUGCUAGGCUUGAUGUCUCGGGUGAAAUGCUGGAGAGACUCUCAUCUGAGUCCGGGUCGUGGUUUUACCCCUUUGAUAAUUUCGUCCGCUGCUGUAUGCAGUACCAGAUACCGUUACCCACCACCGAGGCAGCAGUCGAGUUGUUUGUUGAAAGAGCCAGCUUGAAAACGAUCGAUAUAUACUUGGAGGAUAAUCCUGACAUCGCCAUUACCGAGAAACAUAUUGAAGCUGCCAAGAGGAAUCCGAUAGCAGACGUGGAUAACGAUGAGUUGGUUUCACUUCUACUGUCUGUCAAGUCGAGGGUAGCCUCAUCUUGA